Molecule: messenger RNA, 1240 nt
Organism: Argiope bruennichi
Lineage: Eukaryota; Metazoa; Arthropoda; Arachnida; Araneae; Araneidae
Product: coagulation factor X-like
Exons: 6
Coding region: 131-1168 (345 amino acids)
Biological process (GO): proteolysis
Molecular function (GO): serine-type endopeptidase activity
Source: RefSeq, a predicted model, not a curated record
GAGGAUUUCAUCCAACAGGUGUCCUUUGGGAAAGCACGAAAGAAAAAACAACAAUAAAAUAAAACAGAACUCGUUUGUGAAAAAGCCAAAGUACGAAUUCUAUCUUUCUUCUAGUACAUAUUUCAGGACAAUGUCGUCACACACAGUUUUUACCUUUUGGACAAUUUUGGCAGCUAUUGGUUUAUCAAGUAUUUCUGCCAUAUCAUCAAGAUGCAUAUUAUGUCCAUGCGGUUCCAGUGGUCAAAAUUAUACACAAUGUUUCCAUGAUACUUCAAAUGACCAAAGUACUUGUGAAAACUGGGCCAAUUGCCAGACGUGUGCAGAUAAUAGCACUUCUUGUUCGUCCUGUCCACCAGACCGUUUCGGUAUUGCUUGUUCAGAAGUUUGUGGUCAAAUUCCUCCCCGCACCAACCGAAGACGAGGUUCUACACAGAGGGCCGGUGACUGGCCAUGGUCAAUGGGAAUCGCUGCUCUCAGUCCAGAAGACAUCGAAAAUUUGUUCUGUGGUGGUGUUAUUCUGGAUAAAGAAACAGUCCUCACAGCUGCUCAGUGCGUCACUGGAACUCAGAAUAUUCGAUUACUAUUUGGCACGGUUUACCCAACGGCAACAGGUGAUUCUGGAUCGGAGCAAAAAAGAAGUAUAUCUCGAGUAAUUUUACACCCUGACUUCGACAAUGAAACAAAGGCCAAUGAUAUUGCUCUUCUGAAGUUUGAACCAGAACUGAAAUUUUCAGAAACCAUCCAGCCAAUAUGUCUGCCUGAUCUCAACUUUACUGACAAAAUUUUGCUUCAGGGGCAAAAAGGACUGGUACCUGGUUGGGGGUACAACUACACGAUGUAUAUGUCCAUUCCUGCUGUAAAUUAUGAAGUGGCGAAUGUAUCGGUGCAACUCAGUGACAAAUGUAUGGAAGCUUGCCAGAGGCAAGGUCUGUCUUCCUGUUCUACCCCGAAUACUUUCUGUGCUGAUUAUCCAGAAGGAAUAGAUGCCUGCAUGUAUCGAGGUGUUCCAAUGGUCAUCGAAGAUGAAGAAAGAGAGCGUUACAUUCUGGCAGGGUUGGUAACUCGCAAACUUGCUGCAAAUGAAAGAAACUGCAGAAGAGGAGAAGUCAACACUGUACUGACUAAUGUCGCGCAUUUUAUGCCAUUUAUACUAAAGAAUUUAUCUUAAAGUCAUUGCUGGUGUACUGCUUUUCUUUCCAUAAUUCGAUUAAAGGGUACCCUGAUCGUUGCCAAGCUGAAA